This is a messenger RNA of Coregonus sp. 'balchen', 9400 nucleotides long. The record is from the annotation of a GenBank genome assembly. NCBI's taxonomy places the organism in Eukaryota, Metazoa, Chordata, Actinopteri, Salmoniformes, Salmonidae.
AUGGAGUGUGCAGUUGACACUCAGCCAGGUUUGUGAUCAUGAUUUGCAGAAACAUCCCUGUAAUGUGAAGGAUGGUUAUUCUCACAUAGGGUUAUACCUACAUUUGGGAAAUUAUGGGAAAUUCAUGGACCAAUAAAUGUUCAACCGACCUUUACUUGUUGAUACUUCCUUAAUUAUCAUUUGGAAGGUACCAGCGACUUAUAAACUCCUGUUAUUGGUUGCUGGUGGAACUCUGAAAAACAAGGAAAUAUUCAGAAAGAUAUUAAGCCCUCUUUUUGUGGAUAAAAUAUUUUUGGGGAUAUUCUUAUCAAUUUCACCAGCAUACUUCCAAAUUGAGAAUUAAGGAAGUAUACGCAAGUAAAUGUUUGUUGAUUUUUUUUUUACCGUGCUUUAAAUAGACCAUCGGCUCGACCUCAAACAUAAACUAGCUAUAGCUAUGCCGCUGGAGGUUCAUACUGGAUUGGCUAGAUCAUGAUAUGCCAACGACACACAUACCAGAGGUUGCCAUUCCUCUUCCUGGCCACCCUUUCGUUAAGAAUUGAUGUCACACGUUGCUGAUGAGAACUCCCCAUACUCCGAAUCUAGCAUAACAAAGAAAUGUGAUUGGUUAAUCUGUGACUAAAGAAUGUGGUUGGCUAAUCUUUAAAUGAGUAAUGUGAUUGAUUAAUCUGUGCAGGCGGGGACGAGGCAGUAGAGCGAGAGCACACUCUGGAGGAAACGUCUGCAAAGGAAGGAAGUGCGACGCCGCAGAAGAAGAACAAGAAGCACAAAAAACACAAGAGCAAGAAGAAGAAGAAGAAACGUGGCAAGGGAGAGCGAGAGACCAGCUCAGAGUCGGCCCCAGAGUCCGACGUAGAAAAGCCGCCAAUCAGAACCAGAGCAGGGUGAGGCUCCUCCCAUUAGAACCAGAACAUUGUUUGACUCGUCCCAUGAGAACCAUAACUCUGCUAGAUUCCGCCCAUUACAACCAGACCAGGGGUGCGUUCAGUUCGCUUGAACGUUUGCUAUGUUGCGGAAUGGCUUGUACUGAACAACACAUUUCCCCGAAACUUCUUGAACAGACUCUGUGGUAUGUUUGCUCCGUUUGGUGGGUGUGGCUUGAAGCAAUGACUGAUGUAUUUAUAGGGAAGAGGUGCAUUUUGAUGCCACAACCCAACCCCUCCCCAUUUUUUAACUGACGUUCAGUACAGCACCGUUUCCGUUCAAUUGAAUGUUCUAUUACGUUUGUAUGUACUGAAUAGACAGAACAGGGUGUUGCUUGGUCACCUCUAGAUGGUUUCCACACUGGAAUUUAGGAGAUAAAGCAGCAGAAAUGUUCAGCCAACAGGCUCUUGUUUGUUUGGCUCUAUACCGUUUGGGCAAUUGUGAAUAUAGUAUUCAUUAUAUUUGCUGCUAUAAUCAAUAUAUUUGCUGCUGUUUUUAGCUUGAGGAGUGCUGGCCCAGUGGCCUCUGAUGCAGGAGCAGACACGAAAGAGGAGGCAACAAAGGACUUGAUCACAGGUAAGGGGUGUGGCUCUGGGGUGGGGUGUAGUGGUUAGGGUGUAGGAAACGGAACAGAUGCGAAGUGAUUUGUUACUGAUGCUUGUGUACCUGUCCACACAGAUAAACCUGAGGUAGAAGGUGACGCUAAAGCCAGAAAACACAAAAGACAUGCUGGGAAAAAGAAGAGAAAAAGGAGGAGAAAAGGGGAAGAAAAGCAGGAGAAGAACUCUUCUUCACACUCCCUAUCAGAGAGCGAAUCUAUGUCAGGGACAGAUUCUGAGUCUGAGGGGAAGCCAGCUGGCAUGGUAGUGCAGGCUGUUCCCAUGCCGUCUAAGGCCAGGCAAGUGGAGAGAGUGCCCUCCCUAUGCAAAACUCUGGCCCAAAAAGAGGAAUCUCUGAAAAUGAUGUGUCAACCCUCAGAUGAUGAGUCUGUGGAUGAAGGAGGGAAGGCAGAAGAGAAGGCGCCCCCUGCUAACAGGGAGGACCAAACCGUCUCUGUCAUAAAGGCAGAAGAUCCACGGAGCGAGGGGAGCUUCAGCCACACCCAGGAACUUCCUGACAUCAUCCCCAAGCAGGAUGGCCAGAAGGAGGAAACCAACGCAGGGCAGAGGUCAAAGGUGAAGAACCAGGCUCCCUCCAGGUCAAGGUCACGGUCGCUGACAGACACUAAAACCGCUAGAUCAAGUCUUAGUCGUUCACCAAGCCCCAAGCAGUCCAGAUCAAGCCGCAGUCGUUCACAAAGCCCCACGCGAUUGUCUGGUCAGCCUGUGUCUGGCAGGGGCAGGUCUCGAUCCGGCUCAAAAAGCAUGACUCCCAAGAGGAAGCAGUCCAAGUCCCCCAAAAGGACAAGACGUAAAUCUCCUUUGUCCCCUAGGAGAGGAUGCAAGUCCCCUUCUCUGUCCCCCAGAAGAGGACGCAAGUCUCCUUCUCUGUCCCCCAGAAGAGGACGCAAGUCUCCUUCUCUGUCCCCCAGAAGAGGACGCAAGUCUCCUUCUCUGUCCCCCAGAAGAGGACGCAAGUCUCCUUCUCUGUCCCCCAGAAGAGGACGCAAGUCUCCUUCUCUGUCCCCCAGAAGAGGACGCAAGUCUCCUUCUCUGUCCCCCAGAAGAGGACGCAAGUCUCCUUCUCUGUCCCCCAGAAGAGGACGCAAGUCUCCUUCUCUGUCCCCCAGAAGAGGACGCAAGUCUCCUUCUCUGUCCCCCAGAAGAGGACGCAAGUCUCCUUCUCUGUCCCCCAAGAGGGGACGGAAGUCCCCUUCUCUAUCUCCCAAGAGAGGAUGCAAGUCCCCUAAGAGAGGACAUAAUUCCCCUUCUCUGUCCCCUAAGAGACGACGUAUGUCUCCUUCUCUGUCCCCCAGGAGAGGACACAAGUCUCCUUUGUCCCCUUGGAGAGGAUGCAAGUCUCCUUCUGUGUCCCCUAGAAGAAGACGCAAAUUGUCUCCUUUGUCUCCUAGAAGAGGACGCAAGUUGUCUCCUUUGUCCCCUAGAAGAGGACGCAAGUUGUCUCCUUUGUCCCCUAGAAGAGGACGCAAGUUGUCUCCUUUGUCCCCUAGAAGAGGACGCAAGUUGUCUCCUUUGUCCCCUAGAAGAGGACGCAAGUUGUCCCCUUCUCUGUCCCCUAGAAGAGGACGCAAGUUGUCCCCUUCUCUGUCCCCUAGGAGAGGACGCAAGUUGUCCCCUUCUCUGUCCCCUAGGAGAGGACGCAAGUUGUCCCCGUCUCUGUCCCCUAGGAGAGGACGCAAGUUGUCCCCGUCUCUGUCCCCUAGGAGAGGACGCAAGUCAUCUCCUCUGUCCCCUAGGAGAGGACGCAAGUCAUCUCCUCUGUCCCCUAGGAGAGGACGCAAGUCAUCUCCUCUGUCCCCUAGGAGAGGACGCAAGUCCUCUCCUCUGUCCCCUAGGAGAGGACGCAAGUCAUCUCCUCUGUCCCCUAGGAGAGGACGCAAGUCAUCUCCUCUGUCCCCUAGGAGAGGACGCAAGUCAUCUCCUCUGUCCCCUAGGAGAGGACGCAAGUCAUCUCCUCUGUCCCCUAGGAGAGGACGCAAACCGUCUCCUCUGUCCCCUAGGAGAGGACGCAAACCGUCUCCGUCUCCCAGACGAGGGCGGCGGUCUGAGUCCAGGCCACGUGGCUCUGUCAGGAGGUCGAGGACCAGAACCCCUCCUCCUCGUCGUGGUAGACGUCCGUGGUCCCGCUCUCCUGUGAGGCCGACUUGCCGCUCACGCUCUAGAUCUAGACGGCUCCAUCGCUCCCGGUCGCUGAGGAGAGGCCGGCGUUCCCAGAGCAGCUCCCUGUCUCGCAGGAAGAGGUCCCCCCCAAGGACACGACGGUCCCGGUCUCCGGUCAGGAGAGGCAGGCGGACUCGCUCCCGCUCCGUCGUGAUCCUGAAGAGGAACAGGAAAGGCUCACGGUCCAAAUCCCCACGGGGCAAGGACAACAAGUCCCGCUCCAGGAGCCGCAGGAUAUCCAGGUCACCAGUUAAGAAAAUACGUUCUAGAUCACCGAAGCAGAGCAGGACAAAGUCCAGAUCCCCAGGACUCAGUAAACCAUCAACAUCACGAUCACUAUCGCCACGUAACCGGUCCAAGUCUCAUACUCCUAAAUCCAAAUCCCAGAAAAGAAACAAGCGUUCAAUGUCAAAAUCGCCCAUCAGUGACAAAUCCAAGUCUGUCUCAAGCGACAGGCAAUCUGAGAGCGUAUCCCCAGAACGCUCAAGAUCCAGGUCUACUGCCAAGGACAUAAAGUCUCAGAAAAUGGCUGACAAGCAUACUACAGACACGACUGUGAAUAAUGAAGCGUCUACUAAGCCUGUUGCGGAAGCUGUAGCAGCAGCUGCAGCAGAGCCCUGGAAGCCCCUCGCUUUGGCUGCUGCCUCCAAAUCUACCACACAGGGCAAGCCAGUGGCUGGGCAGGCUGAAGAGAGCAGCUCUGAGAUUCCAUCUGAAGACCAUGACUCAGCAGCAGAAGAGCCAAAGGGGGAAAGAAGCCCAACAAGCUCCUCUGAAGAAGAGCCAGAUGAGCAUGCUACCUCCAGGUCUGUUUCACCAGAGACCGUUCCUGCUGAUCGCCGCUCCAGGUCCUCACCUUCUAAAUCUCCCAUUAAGAAGACAUCCCCAAAACAACGGCAGUCCUCAACGUCAGCGUCUCCUACCAGGAAGUCCCGAUCACCUGCCGGCAGGAAGAUGUCCACCUCUCCCUCACGGAGGCGCUCCCGGUCCAAGUCCAUCUCUCCCUCUCAGUCCAAGUCUGCCUCCAGAAGGAGACGUUCCAAGUCCCCAGCCAGAAAAAGGAAGUCUGUCUCCCCGCCUGCCAGACGGAAGAAGAGGUCUAAGUCCAGAAGUCCUGCCCGGCGCAGGAGAUCACGCUCUAAGUCACCGGCACGGCGCAGGAAGUCACGUUCCAAGUCCAGAACCAGGACCAAGCGCUCAAAGUCCCGCUCUCCGGCAAGAAGGAAGAGGUCCAAGUCAGCAGACAGGAGCAAACGCUCCAAGUCUCGUUCUCCAGGCCGGAGGAGAAGGUCCCGCUCCGGGUCGCGGCGGCGCCGGCCCGUCAUGCGGAAUCGCUCGUUUGACCGACGCGACCGAUGGAAACGGGAACCAAGCCACUCGCCAAUCCUCAUCCUCCGCAAGCGCCGUUCCACAUCUCGAGGCCGCCGCAGUGCCAGCAAGACCCCUCCUCGUCUCACUGAGCUGGGUAAGACUACACUACACCUAUGGUAUAAUCAGUAUUGUGUGGAUUAAUUGAAACAUGUAAUCCGUUACCAAUUAGUUGCAUGAAAAAUUAAGUAAUAAUUUGGAUUACUCAAAAUUAGUAACAUAAUCGAUUUACAUUUGGAUUACUUUCACUUCUAACACCUAGGGCCCUAUAAAAUUGGUAUUCGUUUAGCUUUUCCAAGUUUACAUUUUUUCAGGUUUUUGCUCUCAAAAUCACACUUAUUUUGUAAAAGACAAAAAAAUCUAAAUUGGAGGUUCUAAGUCCACAACAAUGCUUAAACCACAUCAGGGGACCACUUUUGAGGUCUGGGACAUUUUUUAGAAAUGUUUUCAUUGUGGGUGUAGUUAUCCUUUAAUGCAAGUGCACCAGCCAGAGACAAUUGUUUGGUUAGCAGUGUUUCUGUAGUGCUCAUGUGAUUGCAGAGUUGGCUAAAUAAAUGAUAACUCGAUUUAUGCAAAUAAUCAUAUCAUUCUGCCAGGUAGGCAUAGGCUACUUUGUAGUUAACAUUUUAAUUGAGAAGGUUUUUGGGAAAGCCUUUCCAUUUACCAGUAGACUGUUAUCAUUAGCAUUAUCGCUAACGGCAACACAAAGUGUAGACUACACAUGCACGCAUCACACAACACACACAGACGUGCAUUCCUGUGCCAUUUCAGAAAGUUGCAGGAUAAUACGAAUCACUGAUACAUUUUGUUAAUGUCUUAUGAUUAACUUGGGCAAAUAAAUGAAUUUUAGAAUAAGUUCAAUACAUUUAGUUGAUUUCCUACUAAGUUCAAUGCAUUUUAAUGUCUGGAUUCCGUCCGUGUUUUCCACAACGCAGAUUUAAUAGCGCCCUAAACACCAAGACAUAUUUAAAAAAGUUAAAAGUUAAAUCUAAUAUAGCAUUUUUUCAUUUAGUAACAUGAGUAUUUCCAAAUGGGAACUAGUGUGGGAGCAUAGCUUAAAAAACCUAUAAUUCACAUGUUCUAUUUUAUGUGUAAGAGCAUAGUCACAGGGCUCCAUAUAAAACAUUUCAGUUUCGAUCGUCGUCUUAUAAAGUAGAGUGUCUGCUAAAUGACACAUGUAAAUGUAAACGGGAAAUGACGUUUUUAUAUGCGUCAACUCAAAAACAGAAUACUUGAAUAUCCCGAAUAAUAACAGGAUAUUGGUGCGCAUGUAAACGUGGUCAGUGAGGCCAAUGGUGACUUUAAAACAGUUAGAGUUUAAUGGCUGUGGUAGAACAGAGGAUGGAAUAACAACAUGGUAGUUACUCCACAAUACUAACUUAAAUGACAGAGUGAAAAGAAGGAAGCCUUUACAGAAUAAAAAUAUUCCAAAACAUGUAUCCAGUUUGCGAUAAGGCACUAAAGUAAAACUGCAAAAAAUGUGGCAAAGAAAUUACCUUUGUCCUGAAUACAAAGCGUUAUGUUUGAGGCAAAUCCAACACAUCACUGAGUAUCACUCUUCAUAUUUUCACGCAUGGUGGUGGCUGCAUCAUGUUCUGGUUAUGCUUGUCAUUGGCAAGGACUAGGACGCUGUUUUGGAUAAAAAGGAAUGGAAUAGAGCUACGCACAGGCAAAUUCUAGAGGGAAACCCUGGUUCAGUCUGCUUUCCAACAGACACUGGGAGACAAAUUCACCUUUCAGCAGGACAAUAACCUAAAACACGAGGCCAAAUCUACACUGGAGUUGCUCACCAAGGCGACAUUGAAUGUUCCUGAGUGGCCUAGUUACAGUUCUGGCUUGAAAAUCUAUGGCAAGACUUGAAAAGGGCUGUCUAGCAAUGAUCAACAACCAACCAAAGCUUGAAGAAUUUAAAAAAGAAUGUGCACAUUUUUUACAGUCCAGAUGUACAAAACUCUUACAUUUACCCAGAAAGACUCACAACUAUAAUAGCUGCCAAAGGUGAUUCUAACAUGUAUUGACUCUGGAGGUUGAAUGCUUAUCUAAUCAAGAUAUAUUAGUGUUUUAUUUUUCAUACAUUUAUUUUUUACAAAUGUUAUAAUUUUUCUUCCACUGAAAUUACAGCGUAUUUUGUGUAGAUUGAUGACCAAAAAAAAGACAAUUAAAUCCAUUUAAAUCCCACUUUGUGGAAAAAGUCGAGUUGUAAAUACUUUCUGAAGGGGCUGUAUAACAGUACAUUUAAUGCAUAGAUCUAGGAACCCACCUUGAAUGGCCGGCGUGAGUGCCCUUUGUUCAAUAUUAAAUACAAUUCAGACUAGAAAUCUGGGACCCUUUUCUCUUCAACAUUAACAACGGUGCUGUCAAUACUGUGUUUUCCCCUCGAUUAGACCUACAUUUUUUUAUAUUGUGCAAUCAGAAAGCAUUUCACGAGGGAGAGAGUGAAACUGCACUGUUUCAAAGCAGCAAUCAGGAACUCUAGUCCAGGUUUUUGCCCUAGCACUACACAGCUGAUUGAAAUAAUCAAAGCUUGAUGAUGAGUUGGUUAUUUGGUUGAGCUGUGUGUAGUGCUAGAGCAAAAACUAAAAUGUGCACCCAGGGGGUGCCCCAGGACCGAUUUUGGGAAACUCUGGUCCAGAUGACUGUGUGAUUGACCAGUGGGCCAGUUGUAAAUGUUUUGGAAGCCUUAUCUAUUAAUUCAAUCAAAAAGGAAGCCAUCCACCCUUGAUGGGCGAUCAAUAGAAUCUCUGAGAGCAUGUGAGAAGUCUUGAUGUUGUGCUAAAUGACAGCGAUGAUGACAGUUUUAUCAAAUUUUCCUCUUGAUAUUAGAUGACAUAAUCCCAAAAGUAAUCAGCUCUUUUUUAAGAAUGUAACUGUAAUCCGAUUACACGCUUUUCAAAAUUAAUCCGAAUUGAUUAGUUACUUCAUUUUUGUAAUCAGAUUACGUAAUCCAAGUUACAUGUAAUCAGUUACUACCCAACCCUGGGUAUAAUAUCCAAUGUACUGUUAUUGUUUAGUACCCUCAGUUUAAUGGUGGCUGUUCUAGGCACCUUAGAACAGAUUAGGUGUGAGGAUGUCGUCCGAAAUUCCACUGUUGACAGAUGUCUGUUCCCUCCUUUCUCUUUCCUCUCUCCUUUCUCUAUUCACAGACAAAGACCAGCUCCUGGAGAUAGCGAAGGCCAAUGCAGCAGCCAUGUGUGCUAAAGCAGGUGUGCCCAUCCCAGAGAGUCUGAGACCCAAGGCCAUCCUCCAGCUGCCCCUGCCCAACCCAGCCCCAACUCCCCUGAAUCUGCCUCUUCCCCUGCCGUUGCCUCUCAACAUGCCCGGCAUGGGCAUGCCCAAUAUGCCCAACAUGCACAACAUGCACAUGCCCAACAUGCACAUGCCCAACAUGCACAUGCCCAACAUGAACAUGCCCAACAUGAACAUGCCCAACAUGAACAUGCCCAACAUGAACAUGCCCAACAUGAACAUGCAUAUGCCCAAUAUGAAUAUGCCCAAUAUGAAUAUGCCCAAUAUUAAUAUGUCCAAUAUUAAUAUGUCCAAUAUGGGCAAUAUGUCCAAUAUGGCCAUGAGUGCUGCCAUGGCCAGUAUGACAGCUGCCACCAUGACUGCAGCCCUCACCAACAUGGCCCAGAUGUCAAACAUGCCCCAGAUGGCCCCCCUCCCCACCAUCACCAACAAGCCCCAGAUGGCCCCCCUCCCCACCAUCACCAACAAGCCCCCUCCUAGCCAGGCUCCCCAAACAACCCUUCCCCCCCUCAACCUGGACCACAUAGAGGAGGUGAAGAGGAAGGUGACUCAGCAGGCCAACAUCUACAGCAUCAAGGAGCUCACUGAGGUAAGAAAUACAAGAGACUUCACUUGCAAUGUAUGUAAUAACAAAGAUCUACUUAAUGCAUUGUGGAUGUAGACCCCCCCCCCCAUAUGGAUUCCUGCAAGCAUCAAACUGUAGACUCCCCAUAUGGAUUACAGCAAGCAUCAAACUUUAGCUCAGACACCUAGUCUUUGUUUUAUGUAGUUGUGUAUUUGAGGUUAGAAAUACAAGACUACUGUGUUGUUUGGGGCGUUCUCUUGUAUUACUCUGACUGUUCACUUUACAAUGAUUUGUGUAUGUUUUAAAAAUCAAUCUAUGUGUGUGUAUAUGUGUUUAGAAAUGUAAGAUGAUCGCAGCGAGUAAAGAGGAGAUGGCCAUAGCGAAGCCACACGUGUCUGAUGACGAGGAUGAGGACAGGAAGCCUCGCGGCAAGAGCUUCCUCAGUGUAAGAACUCACAACCUUCAUCCUAACAUUCACACACAUUCGUGGCAUGAUGAAGAGUACAGUGAUGACAUU